Molecule: messenger RNA, 5129 nt
Organism: Mandrillus leucophaeus (drill)
Lineage: Eukaryota; Metazoa; Chordata; Mammalia; Primates; Cercopithecidae
Gene: ARHGEF40
Product: Rho guanine nucleotide exchange factor (GEF) 40
Exons: 23
Coding region: 1982-4582 (866 amino acids)
Molecular function (GO): guanyl-nucleotide exchange factor activity
Source: RefSeq, a predicted model, not a curated record
GGAGCCUGAGCCAGUGGAGGACUGUGUGCAGAGCACUCUCGCCGCCCUGUAUCCACCCUUUGAGGCAACAGCCCCUACCCUGUUGGGCCAGGUGUUCCAGGUGGUGGAGAGGACUUAUCGGGAGGACGCACUGAGGUACACGCUGGACUUCCUGGUACCAGCCAAGCACCUGCUUGCCAAGGUCCAGCAGGAAGCCUGUGCCCAGUACAGUGGAUUCCUCUUCUUCCAUGAGGGGUGGCCGCUCUGCCUGCAUGAACAGGUGGUGGUGCAGCUAGCAGCCCUACCGUGGCAACUGCUGCGCCCAGGAGACUUCUAUCUGCAAGUGGUGCCCUCAGCUGCCCAGGCACCACGACUAGCACUCAAGUGUCUGGCCCCUGGGGGUGGACGGGUGCAGGAGAUUCCUGUGCCCAAUGAGGCCUGUGCCUACCUAUUCACACCUGAGUGGCUACAAGGCAUCAACAAGGACCGGCCAACAGGUCGCCUCAGUACCUGCCUACUGUCUGCGCCCUCAGGGAUUCAGCGGCUGCCCUGGGCUGAGCUCAUCUGCCCACGAUUUGUGCACAAAGAGGGCCUCAUGGUCGGACAUCAGCCAAGUACGCUGCCCCCAGAACUGCCCUCUGGACCUCCAGGGCUUCCCAGCCCUCCACUUCCUGAGGAGGCGCUGGGUACCCGCAGUCCUGGGGAUGGGCACAAUGCCCCUGUGGAAGGACCUGAGGGCGAGUACGUGGAGCUGUUGGAGGUGACGCUGCCUGUGAGGGGGAGCCCAGCAGAUGCUGAAGGCUCCCCGGGCCCCUCCAGAGUACGGACAGUACCCACUCGCAAGGGUGCUGGAGGGAAGGGCCGCCACCGGAGACACCGGGCGUGGGUGCACCAGAAGGGCCUGGGACCUCGGGACCAGGAUGGAGCACGCCCACCCGGCGAGGGGAGCAGCACUGGAGCCUCCCCUGAGUCUCCCCCAGGAGCUGAGGCUGUCCCAGAGGCAGCAGUCUUAGAGGUGUCUGAGCCCCCAGCAGAGGCCGUGGGAGAAGCCUCUGAAUCUUGCCCCCUGAGGCCCGGGGAGCUUAGAGGAGGAGGAGGAGGCCAGGGAGCUGAAGGACCACCUGGUACCCCUCGGAGAACAGGCAAAGGAAACAGAAGAAAGAAGCGAGCUGCAGGCAGAGGGGCUCUUAGCCGAGGAGGGGACAGUGCCCCACUGAGCCCUGGGGAUAAGGAAGAGGCCAGCCACCAAGAAGCCCUUGGCAAUCUGCCCUCACCAAGUGAGCACAAGCUUCCAGAAUGCAGCCUGGUUAAGGAGGAAUAUGAAGACUCAGGGAAGCCAGACUCUGAGCCCAAAGAGUUCAAAACAGCAGGCGAGAAAGAGCCUCAGCCCUCUGAAGCCUGUGGGCCUACAGAAGAGGGUGCCAGAGAGAGAGAGCAGGAGGGGCCAGGCCUCGUGUGUAUGGCAGGACACGAAGGCCCAGAAGGCCUCCUGUCUGACACUCCAACACCUCUGCUGGAGACUGUGCAGGAAGGAAAAGCGGACAGCAUUCCAGAAGAGGCCCUUCCGGUCUCCAUCUCUGAUGACCCUGAUGUGGCUUGGGACUUGAUGGCAUCUGGAUUCUUCAUCCUGACAGGAGGGGUGGACCAGAGUGGGCGAGCUCUGCUGACCAUUACCCCACCGUGCCCUCCUGAGGAGCCCCCACCCUCCCGAGACAUGCUGAACACAACUCUUCAUUACCUCCACUCACUGCUCAGGCCUGAUCUACAGACACUGGGGCUCUCCGUCCUGCUGGACCUUCGCCAGGCACCUUCACUGCCUCCAGCACUCAUUACUGUCUUGAGCCAACUUCAGUUUAGGGUUAUUCUUCUCUGCCCUUAGGACUCAGGAGAUCCUCCCCUCGUUCAGCGGCUGCUGAUUCUCACUCACGAUGACCUUCCAAGUGAACUCUGUGGAUUUCAGGGUGCUGAGGUGCUGUCAGAGAAUGAUCUGAAAAGAGUGACCAUGCCAGAGGAGCUGCAGUGGGAGUUAGGAGGUCACAGGGACCCCUCUCCCAGUCACUGGGUAGAGAUACACCAGGAAGUGGUAAGGCUAUGCCGCCUGUGCCAAGGUGUGCUGGGCUCAGUACGGCAGGCCAUUGAGGAGCUGGAGGGAGCAGCAGAGCCAGAGGAAGAGGAGGCAGUGGGAAUGCCCAAGCCCCUGCAGAAGGUGCUGGCAGAUCCCCGGCUGACGGCACUGCAGAGGGAUGGGGGGGCCAUCCUGAUGAGGCUGCGCUCCACUCACAGCAGCAAACUGGAGGGCCAAGGCCCAGCUACACUGUAUCAGGAAGUGGACGAGGCCAUUCACCAGCUCGUGCGCCUCUCCAACCUGCACGUGCAGCAUCAAGAGCAGCGGCAGUGCCUGCGGCGACUCCAGCAGGUGUUGCAGUGGCUCUCGGGCCCAGGGGAGGAGCAGCUGGCAAGCUUUGCUGUGCCCGGGGACACCUUGUCUGCCCUGCAGGAGACAGAGCUGCGAUUCCGGGCUUUCAGCGCUGAGGUCCAGGAGCGCCUGGCCCAGGCACGGGAGGCCCUGGCUCUGGAGGAGAAUGCCACCUCCCAGAAGGUGCUGGAUAUCUUUGAACAGCGGCUGGAACAGGUUGAGAGUGGCCUCCAUCGGGCCCUGCGGCUACAGCGCUUCUUCCAGCAGGCACAUGAAUGGGUGGAUGAGGGCUUUGCUCGACUGGCAGGAGCUGGGCCAGGUCGGGAGGCUGUGCUGGCUGCACUGGCCCUGCGGCGGGCCCCAGAGCCCAGUGCCGGCACCUUCCAGGAGAUGCGGGCCCUGGCCCUGGACCUGGGCAACCCAGCAGCCCUGCGAGAAUGGGGCCGCUGCCGGGCCCGCUGCCAAGAGCUGGAGAGGAGGAUUCAGCAACACCUGGGAGAGGAGGCGAGCCCACGGGGCUACCGACGACGGCGGGCAGACAGUGCCAGCAGUGGAGGGGCCCAGUGGGGCCCCCACAGCCCCUCACCCAGCCUCAGCUCCUUGCUGCUCCCCAGCAGCCCUGGGCCACGGGCAGCCCCAUCCCAUUGCUCCUUGGCCCCAUGUGGAGAGGACUAUGAGGAGGAAGGCCCUGAGCUGGCUCCAGAAGCAGAGGGCAGGCCCCCACGGGCUGUGCUGAUUCGAGGCCUGGAGGUCACCAGCACUGAGGUGGUAGACAGGACAUGCUCACCGCGGGAACACGUGCUGCUGGGCCGGGCUGGGGGGCCAGACGGACCCUGGGGAGUAGGCACCCCCCGGAUGGAGCGCAAGCGGAGCAUCAGUGCCCAGCAGCGUCUGGUGUCUGAGCUGAUUGCCUGUGAACAAGAUUACGUGGCCACCUUGAGUGAACCAGUGCCACCCCCUGGGCCUGAGCUGACUCCUGAACUUCGGGGCACUUGGGCUGCUGCCCUGAGUGCCCGGGAAAGGCUUCGCAGCUUUCACCGGACACACUUUCUGCGGGAGCUUCAGGGCUGCGCCACCCACCCCCUACGCAUUGGGGCCUGCUUCCUUCGCCAUGGGGACCAGUUCAGCCUUUAUGCACAGUACGUGAAGCACCGACACAAACUGGAGAAUGGUCUGGCUGUGCUCAGUCCCUCAAGCAAGGGCUCCAUGGAGGCUGGACCUUACCUGCCCCGAGCCCUGCAACAGCCUCUGGAACAGCUGGCUCGGUAUGGGCGGCUCCUGGAGGAGCUCCUGAGGGAAGCUGGGCCUGAGCUGAGUUCUGAGCGCCAGGCCCUUGGGGCUGCUGUACAGCUGCUUCGGGAACAAGAGGCCCGUGGCAGAGACCUGCUGGCUGUGGAGGCGGUGCGUGGCUGUGAGAUAGAUCUGAAGGAGCAGGGACAGCUUUUGCAUCGAGACCCCUUCACUGUCAUCUGUGGCCGAAAGAAGUGCCUUCGCCAUGUCUUUCUCUUUGAGCAUCUCCUCCUGUUCAGCAAGCUCAAGGGCCCUGAAGGAGGGUCAGAGAUGUUUGUUUACAAGCAGGCCUUUAAGACUGCUGACAUGGGACUGACAGAAAACAUCGGGGACAGCGGACUCUGCUUCGAGUUGUGGUUUCGGCGGCGGCGUGCACGAGAGGCAUAUACUCUGCAGGCAACCUCACCAGAGAUCAAACUCAAGUGGACAAGUUCUAUUGCCCAGCUGCUGUGGAGACAGGCAGCCCACAACAAGGAGCUCCGAGUGCAGCAGAUGGUGUCCAUGGGCAUUGGGAAUAAACCCUUCCUGGACAUCAAAGCCCUUGGGGAGCGGACGCUGAGUGCCCUGCUCACUGGAAGAGCCGCCCGCACCCGGGCCUCCGUGGCCGUGUCAUCCUUUGAGCAUGCCGGCCCCUCCCUUCCCGGCCUUUCGCCGGGAGCCUGCUCCCUGCCUGCCCGCGUCGAGGAGGAGGCCUGGGAUCUGGACGUCAAGCAAAUUUCCCUGGCCCCAGAAACACUUGACUCUUCUGGAGAUGUGUCCCCAGGACCAAGAAACAGCCCCAGCCUGCAACCCCCCAACCCUGGGAGCAGCACUCCCACCCUGGCCAGUCGAGGGAUCUUAGGGCUAUCCCGGCAGAGCCAUGCUCGAGCCCUGAGUGACCCCACCACGCCUCUGUGACCUGGAGAAGAUCCAGAACUUGCCUGCAGCUUCUCCUCUCAGCACACUUUGGGCUGGGAUGGCAGUGGGGCAUAAUGGAGCACUGGGCGAUCACUGAAUUUCUUCCCUCUGCUUCCUGGACACAGAGGAGGUCUAAGGACCAGAGUAUUGCCCUGCCACCACUAUCUCUAGUCCCCCUAGCUUGGUGCCUUCUCCUGCAGGAGCCAGAGCAGCCACAUUGCUUGCCUUCAUACCCUGGAGGUGGGGAAGUUAUCCCUCUUCCAGUGCUUUCCCAUCCUGGGCCACUGUAUCCAGGACAUCACUCCCAUGCCAGCCCUCCCUGGCAGCCCAUGUUCUCCUCUUUUCUCACCCCUUGACUUUCCCUGAGAAGAAUCAUCUGUGCCAGGUCAACCGGAGUUCCCAGUGACUCCAUUCUGAGGUGUCACAAGAAAGAAGCUAUGCAAACUAUAAUAGGAGGGUGCAACAGGGAACUGUAGACUUUAUAUAUGUAAUUACUGUUAUUAUACUACUAUUGUUAUAUUAAAUGUAUUUACUCACACUUUGCCUC